AGCUGAGAAUCACGUGACGUGACGCGUAACCGGCAUGGCGGCGCUGAGCUGAGGUAGCAGCUCUACCGGACGAGACACCGAUAGCCUGGAUUCGGUUAGCUCCCCUUGUCGCCUGCUCAUCCGCGGGGCCGAGGCCGAACAUGUCGGCCUGAGAGGAGCCGAACGGACCGAGAGAUGCACCAACAACAGCAGCAGCUUCAGCGGCUACAGCAGCAGAAGGCUGAAAACAGCAAAACAAAGAGCAUGUUUCUGUCCAGGGCGCUGGAGAAAAUCCUCUCCGACAAGGAGGUGAAGAGGAGCCAGCACAGCCAGCUGCGCAAAGCCUGUCAGGUGGCGCUCGAUGAAAUCAAGGAGGAACUAGAGAAACAAAAGGAUGGAACCGUGGUCCCACCCAGAGCCAACUACAUCGAGGCCGACAAAUAUGUGCUGCCCUUUGAGUUGGCCUGUCAGUCCAAGUCCCCUCGGAUAGUUUCCACCUCUCUGGACUGUCUGCAGAAGCUGAUCGCCUACGGACACAUCACUGGAAACGCUCCGGACAGCAGAACUCCGGGAAAGAGGCUGAUCGACCGGCUGGUGGAAACCAUCUGCAACUGCUUCCAGGGUCCGCAGACCGACGAGGGAGUCCAGCUUCAGAUCAUCAAGGCGCUGCUGACGGCUGUGACCUCCCCUCACAUCGAGAUCCACGAGGGCACGGUGCUGCUGACCGUCAGGACCUGCUACAACAUCUACCUGGCCAGCCGCAACCUCAUCAACCAGACCACCGCCAAGGCCACGCUCACCCAGAUGCUCAACGUCAUCUUCACACGCAUGGAGAACCAGGCUGCUCUGGAGGCUCAGGAGCAGGAGAAGGACCGUCUCCGUCUGCCCCAGCAGAACCCGUCUCCGGUUCCAGGCGGCCGGCGGUCCGGUUCCCCUCGGUCCGACCGGACGCCCACACCGGAGCCCCAGAGCUCCCCGUCGCCGGCAGCCAGCACCCCGGACCUCACCAACACCACCAGCUCCACCCCUCCACCACCACCAGCCCUGGACUCAGAACAGGACCACGAACCAGAACCGCCAUCCAUCAACGGAGAACCUGAAGGAGGCGGCGCUCCGAUGAACGGAGGAGCAGAACAGGUCACACCGUCAAGAGAUUCGGUUUUUGAAGAUGCUGCAGAGACGUCUCCUACUGUAGCUGAGGAGGCUGAAGAAGUGGACAAACCAGAGAACAGUUCAGAUCCUGCAGAGUCGACUGUAACUGAAGGAGAACAGCAGCCAGCACAGACCAACAGUGGAACAGCACCGGUCCACCCGGUCACAGAGCAGACAGAUGUGGUUCCUCCUCGGGUUCGGAUGGAAGGUCAGCAGAUGAACGGCAUCAUCGAGGAUCGUUCUUCAGUUUCUUCCACUGACAUGCUGGAUGCUGAAGCGCUGCAGGGUCCUCACAAUGCUGCUCGGUUCUCCCACAUCCUGCAGAAAGAUGCAUUUCUAGUGUUUCGAUCUCUGUGCAAACUCUCCAUGAAGCCUCUAGCUGAUGGUCCUCCUGAUCCAAAAUCUCAUGAGUUGCGGUCCAAGAUCGUCUCCCUGCAGCUGCUGCUGUCGGUGCUGCAGGGCGCCGGGCCGGUGUUUCGCACCCACGAGAUGUUCGUCAACGCCAUCAAACAGUAUCUGUGCGUGGCGUUGUCCAAAAACGGCGUCUCAUCCGUGCCCGAGGUGUUCGAGCUCUCGCUGGCCAUCUUCCUCACGCUGCUGUCUCACUUCAAAGUCCACCUGAAGAUGCAGAUUGAGGUGUUUUUCCGGGAGAUCUUUUUGACCAUCCUGGAGACGUCGACCAGCUCCUUUGAGCACAAGUGGAUGGUUAUCCAGACGCUAACUCGCAUCUGUGCAGAUGCUCAGUGCGUGGUCGACAUCUACGUGAACUACGACUGCGACUUGAAUGCUGCCAACAUUUUUGAGCGUCUCGUCAACGACCUGUCGAAGAUCGCUCAGGGCCGCAGUGGGCAGGAACUCGGCAUGACUCCUCUGCAGGAGCUGAGCCUUCGUAAAAAGGGUCUGGAGUGUCUGGUGUCCAUCCUCAAAUGUAUGGUGGAGUGGAGCAAAGACAUGUACGUCAACCCAAACCUCCAAGCCAACCUGGGUCAGGAGCAUCCGUCCGAUAACGAGGCCAGUGAGCUGAAACUUCCUGAGCAGCUGGCAGGACGUCGGGACAGCAUCAGCUCUCUGGACUCCACCGUGUCGUCGAGCGUCGCCACGUCGCAGGCCGACCAUCCGGAGCAGUACGAGGUCAUCAAGCAGCAGAAGGACAUCAUUGAGCACGGCAUUGAACUCUUCAACAAGAAGCCUAAGCGAGGCAUCCAGUACCUGCAGGACCAGGGCAUGUUGGGCUCCACUGCCGAGGACAUCGCCCAGUUCCUCCACCAAGAGGACAGACUGGACACGACACAGGUCGGCGAGUUCCUGGGCGAGAACAUCAAGUUCAACAAGGAAGUGAUGUACUGCUACGUGGACCAGCUGGACUUCUGCGGCCGGGACUUUGUCUCUGCGCUCAGAGCGUUUCUGGAGGGCUUCAGGCUGCCGGGGGAGGCCCAGAAGAUCGACAGGCUCAUGGAGAAGUUUGCUGCUCGGUACCUGGAGUGCAACCAGGGACAGACGCUGUUUGCCAGUGCAGACACUGCCUACGUGUUGGCCUACUCCAUCAUCAUGCUGACCACAGACCUGCACAGUCCUCAGGUGAAGAACAAAAUGACCAAGGAGCAGUACAUCAAGAUGAACCGCGGCAUUAACGACAGCAAGGACCUGCCUGAGGAGUAUCUGUCGUCCAUAUACGACGAGAUCGCGGGCAAGAAGAUCGCCAUGAAGGAGAGCAAAGAGUUUUCCAUCACGCCCAAGUCCACCAAGCAGAGUGUGGCCAGUGAGAAGCAGCGUCGCCUCCUUUACAACAUGGAGAUGGAGCAGAUGGCGAAGACGGCGAAGGCUCUGAUGGAGGCCGUGAGUCACGCUCAGGCGCCGUUCUUCAGCGCUACACAUCUGGAGCACGUCAGGCCCAUGUUCAAGCUUGCGUGGACUCCACUGCUGGCAGCUUUUAGUGUAGGACUGCAGGACUGUGAUGAUCCAGAAGUGGCCUCGCUGUGUCUGGAGGGCAUUCGAUGUGCCAUCAGGAUCGCCUGCAUCUUCAACAUGCAGUUGGAAAGAGAUGCGUAUGUUCAGGCCUUGGCCCGGUUCACUCUGCUGACGGCCAGUUCCAGCAUCACGGAGAUGAAGCAGAAGAACAUCGACACCAUAAAGACUCUCAUCACGGUGGCCCACACCGAUGGAAACUACCUGGGCAACUCCUGGCAUGAGAUCUUGCGGUGCAUCAGUCAGCUGGAGCUCGCCCAGCUGAUCGGUACGGGGGUGAAGACGCGCUACAUCUCAGGGGUGGUCCGGGAUCGGGAGGCCGGCAUCAAGGGUUUACCAUCGGGGACGGAGGAGUUCAUGCCUCUGGGGCUGGGUAACCUGGUGGGAAGUCAGGACAAGAGGCAGAUGGCUCACAUCCAGGAGUCAGUGGGAGAAACCAGCUCUCAGAGUGUGGUGGUGGCUGUGGAUCGGAUCUUCACCGGUUCCACCAGACUGGAUGGAAAUGCGAUCGUGGACUUUGUGCGGUGGCUGUGCGCCGUGUCCAUGGACGAGCUGGCCUCAGCCCACCAGCCGAGGAUGUUCAGCCUGCAGAAGAUCGUGGAAAUCUCCUACUACAACAUGAACCGCAUCAGGCUGCAGUGGUCUCGGAUCUGGCAGGUCAUAGGAGACCACUUCAACAAGGUGGGCUGUAACCCCAACGAGGACGUCGCUAUCUUUGCUGUGGACUCACUGAGGCAGCUCUCCAUGAAGUUCCUGGAAAAGGGAGAGCUGGCAAACUUCCGCUUCCAGAAGGACUUCCUCAGGCCUUUUGAGCACAUCAUGAAGAAGAACAGGUCUCCCACCAUCAGAGACAUGGUGAUCAGGUGUGUUGCUCAGAUGGUGAACUCGCAGGCCGCAAACAUCCGUUCAGGCUGGAAGAACAUCUUCUCAGUGUUUCAUCAGGCUGCCUCCGACCACGACGAGACUAUCGUGGAGUUGGCCUUCCAGACCACCGGACACAUCGUCAUGAACACCUUCCAGGAGCACUUUGCGGCUGCUAUCGAUUCCUUCCAGGAUGCGGUGAAGUGUUUGUCGGAGUUCGUGUGCAACGCAGCUUUUCCUGAUACCAGCAUGGAAUCCAUCAGACUCAUCCGCCACUGUGCUAAAUACGUCUCUGACCGGCCACAGGCCCUGAGGGAGUACACCAGCGAUGACAUGAACGUUGCCCCUGGCGACCGGGUGUGGGUUCGAGGCUGGUUUCCCAUCCUGUUUGAGCUUUCCUGUAUCAUCAACCGCUGUAAGCUGGACGUCCGGACCAGAGGUCUGACCGUCAUGUUUGAGAUCAUGAAGAGUUACGGCCACACCUUUGAGAAGCACUGGUGGCACGACCUCUUCAGAAUCGUCUUCCGCAUCUUCGACAACAUGAAGCUCCCCGAGCAGCAGACGGAGAAAACCGAGUGGAUGACCACGACGUGUAACCACGCUCUGUACGCCAUCUGCGACGUCUUCACCCAGUUCUACGAGCCGCUCAGUGAAAUCCUGCUGGCUGAUAUCUUCACUCAGCUGCAGUGGUGCGUCAGACAAGACAACGAGCAGCUGGCCCGGUCGGGAACAAACUGUCUGGAGAACCUGGUGAUUCUGAACGGGGAGAAGUUCAGCCCCGACGUCUGGAACAUCACCUGUUCCUGCAUGUUGGAGAUCUUCCAGAACACCAGCCCUCACGUGUUGUUGACAUGGCGACCGGCCGGACAGGACGAGGAAGCUGUGGACGGAAAACAUUUUGAUGCAGAUUUCGACAGCCAGUCCCAGAGCAGCUACGACAGAGCUCUGUCAGAGAGAGGACACAGCCAGAUGUCCAGCGACGACACCUGGAAGGGAAAAUCUAACGCCAGAGUUUCAGACCAGAAGCUGUUUGCAGGUUUGCUCAUUAAAUGCGUGGUGCAGCUCGAACUGAUCCAGACCAUCGACAACAUCGUCUUCUACCCGGCGACCAGCAAGAAGGAGGACGCUGAGAACAUGGCGGCCGCUCAGCGAGAUGCUCUGGAGGAGUCGGAGGCUGAGGGAGGAGAGUCUGGACCAGAUCAGGGGAUGUACCAACACAUGACGUCUGCUCACCUGUUCAAGCUGCUGGACUGUCUGCUGGAGUCGCACACCUUCGCCAAGGACUUCAACUCCAACAACGAGCAGCGGACGGCGCUGUGGAGGGCAGGAUUUAAAGGGAAAUCCAAACCCAACUUGUUGAAGCAGGAGACCAGCAGUCUGGCCUGCAGCCUGAGGAUCUUGUUCAGGAUGUAUUCUGACCGUCAGCUGCAGGACUCGUGGCCGGACAUCCAGACACGCCUGCUGCUGGUUUGUAGCGAAGCUCUGGCCUACUUCAUCAGUCUGACCUCGGAGAGCCACCGAGAGGCCUGGAACAGUCUGCUGAUGCUGCUGCUGACCAGGACGCUACGACUGCCCGACGACAAGUUUCAGCCCCAUGCUUCCUGCUACUACCCCCACCUGUGUGAGAUGAUGCAGUUUGAUCUGAUCCCAGAGCUGCGAGCCGUCCUCAGGCGCUUCUUCCUGCGGAUCGGCUCCGUCUUCCACAUCGCUGCCCUCGAGGCGGCGUCGGCCCGGACUCUCACCUCUUAGGACGGCCGGACGGAGGAGAAAAGACGGUGGACGUACAUGAGAGACUCCUCUUCCUCUAAACUGGAUCAGACCACAGACGGACUACGAUGUGAAGGCUGUAGCUUUUCUGUCAGGACUUUAAGUGUUCUGCUUUUCUACGGCUGGUAGAAGAAACCUUUCCUCCCUUCUCUCUCGGGGAUGAACAGCACUGUGACCAGCGCUCUCUGCUGACUGUUGUCAUUCAUCGUCCCCCCGAUUCUCAUCUCAAUGACCAGAAAAGAACUGUAGACGAAUAAUUUAUUGUUGCAAACCCUGUGUCUGAUUUGGAAAGUUUGUUUUUCUGUUGUUGUUUAGUCAAAGAUCUCUACACAGUGAAAGCAAAUAUUGAAUCUGAUGAACUUCUUACAUGUUGUGAAAAUCUUUUUUUUUUUUUCUUGGCCACUCGUGCCUGUUGGAAAAUGACGAUCUAAUCUGAAUCACCCUUCAGCAUUAUUUGUGAUUGUUUCUUCUCGUGUUUUUGGGAUUUUGAAGUUGUUGAAGAAGGCUGAGGUCGGUCUGAAUCUUUUACGACACUAUCGAAGAUGUCUCCCCGUUUUUGUUUGUGGCAUUUCUGCAACACAACCGUCCCAUCGUGCUUCAUCAUUUCUUGCCUGUCAAUGAGAUUUUACUUAUUUAUUUUGCUCUCUUGCGUUGAUUUGUGAUUGUUUUUGCAGGAUAAUUGCUGGUUUACAGUGAACGGUUGGCGACUUCCCUCUGCCAUGCAUUCCUGAGAGUGUUGACCCAGUGAAGCCUUAGACUGGGAUCAUAAAAAACCCUCCACCGAUCCACCGAUUGGCCCUUAAGGUGGUGCAGUGGUUGUUUAAGUCCCACGGUCUUUUGCACGUGUUUCCGACAGUCUGCUCAUGUAUUAACUCUUCCUGGACGGCCGGAUCAGUGUUGACUUCCUUCCACAUUCGAGCUCCACAGAAAAGGUUCAGGAACAGAGUGAAACCAAAACUCGCAUCCGCAGAGAUCCUGAAAAUCUCUGCUUCCUGGAUCCCUCCUCGUUUGUUCCCUGCCUUUUUUAAAAAGAAGAAGGAUGUAUGUAAUUAUUUAAAGUGCAUUUAAAUAUUUUUUGAGAAGCAUUCCUUCCCUCGCAACUAUGGAUGUCUACUUUUCUUCCCUGAAGCUAGGGGAAUAUAUAAAUAUAUAUAAAUAUAUAUAUACAGUAAAUGAAAAAACAACCAAGCAGACUGUAAAGUUUUCAAUGUAAGAUACAUAGAAAUGAAAGUGCUAUAUGGUUCUAUACAUAACAUUGUGAUGUAAUCUUCCAAGCAUUUGGUGAAGUAAUCAAUAAACCUGAAUUCUGAUCCAC
Molecule: messenger RNA, 7039 nt
Organism: Amphiprion ocellaris (clown anemonefish)
Lineage: Eukaryota; Metazoa; Chordata; Actinopteri; Pomacentridae
Gene: arfgef2
Product: ADP-ribosylation factor guanine nucleotide-exchange factor 2 (brefeldin A-inhibited)
Exons: 39
Coding region: 175-5706 (1843 amino acids)
Biological process (GO): regulation of ARF protein signal transduction
Molecular function (GO): guanyl-nucleotide exchange factor activity
Source: RefSeq, a predicted model, not a curated record